AUGCAGACUGCUGCUUCUACAAACAUUUGUGAAAGACUGUGCAGUUAGUCCAUCCGUGAAAUUUCCUUGCUACUAAAUAUUUCACGGUCAACUGUUAGUGGUAUUAUAACCAAGUGGAAGCAACUGGAAACAAUAUCAACUCAGCCAUGAAGUGGUAGGCCAUGUAAAAUGACAGAGAGGGGUCAGCGCAUGCUGAAGCGCACAGUGCGCCAAAGUCGCCAGCUGUCUGCAGAGUCAGUGGCAAAAGACCUCCAAACUUCAUGUGGCCUUCAGAUUAGCACAGCAACAGCACAUAGAGAACUUCAUGGAAUGGGUUUCCGUGGCCGAGCAGCUGUAUCCAAGCCUUACAUCACCAAGUGCAAUGCAAAGCAUUUG
Molecule: messenger RNA, 375 nt
Organism: Staurois parvus
Lineage: Eukaryota; Metazoa; Chordata; Amphibia; Anura; Ranidae
Source: the annotation of a GenBank genome assembly